Molecule: messenger RNA, 771 nt
Organism: Impatiens glandulifera
Lineage: Eukaryota; Viridiplantae; Streptophyta; Magnoliopsida; Ericales; Balsaminaceae
Product: probable F-box protein At5g04010
Exons: 2
Coding region: 1-771 (256 amino acids)
Biological process (GO): gibberellic acid mediated signaling pathway; SCF-dependent proteasomal ubiquitin-dependent protein catabolic process
Cellular component (GO): SCF ubiquitin ligase complex
Molecular function (GO): protein binding
Source: RefSeq, a predicted model, not a curated record
AUGUCAAGUUCCAAAUUGUGUACUUGUUUUCCACCAUGGCAAGUUCUAGCUCUAGUCGCCACUCAUUUAGACCCAAAAACCCUAGCUUUAGCUUCGUGUGUCUCUAAACAGUGGUUAGUUACAAUGUCCUCCGACCACCUUUGGAAACCCAUAUGUACCCUACACUUCCCGGCGGUCUCAACGCUUCGGUCAGCAGACCCAACGGUUUCCUAUCGCCGCCUCUACUCCAUCGGUAUCAUAUCUGCCUCUCGCCGCCUCCGUCGAGCCCCCGAACCUGUUCUAUCAGUUGGCCACCUUAUCUUCACCCUCAUCGCUUACGCUACAACCCCGAUUGGAGGUGGAGUUGUUCUUGCCGUUGCGACAACGAAGAGGAGGUUGACGCCUUCACUACGUGGAAUGUUUCGAUUCGACGUGGAAGUUAACAAUGGGACAUGGUUGCCACGUAGGUCAUUGAACAAGAUAAGGGUGACGUGGAACGUGUCUCUAGAAGGGUACGAAGCGGUUUUCACGAUGAUGGAUUGUAAAGCGAUCAUGGGACCCGGGAUCGAUUGUUGGAUGUCUGAGGAGUUGCCGUCGACUAGGUGUUGUUGUUCCGGGGCUGAUGAGGCCAACUCUGGGAUGGCUGCGGAAGGACGGUUGAGAAUUGUGGAGAAGGAUGGUAAAGUUAAGAUAGAGAACAUUGGGGUGGGGAUGUUGAGUGUCAUGAGUUGGAGGUAUAUGGGAUUAGAAGAUGGACUUAGGUACUUGGAGCAUUUCUUGUGUACUAAUUAA